Molecule: messenger RNA, 1152 nt
Organism: Lineus longissimus
Lineage: Eukaryota; Metazoa; Nemertea; Pilidiophora; Heteronemertea; Lineidae
Exons: 5
Coding region: 222-779 (185 amino acids)
Source: RefSeq, a predicted model, not a curated record
UAAAAACAUAUCUCCGGAUGGUUUUCUUUCAAUGAUGUCGCCGGCUGUGACCUGCAUAAAAACGACAGCCAAUACGCAUGCGUUACUUGAGAAGUGGAACGCAGAAGCGUCUUACCGUUAGGCCUAGGCCCAGGACUGGAGAAGGUUGCUGAAACAGAUUUCGACAUUCCCUCUGUGAAGUGAAGAAAGCAAAAAGGUCACACCAUCAAAGCCACCAGAAGAUGUCGGAGUCAGCCGAAGGAGAGAAGACGGUGGUCAUCGUCGCCGUUGAUACCAGUCUCUACUCUGAUUAUGCAUUUAAGUUUUAUAUGGAGAAGAUCCACAAAGACGAGUACGAGGUUGUCCUGGCCCAUGGGGUCGAGUCGCCGUCUGUUGCUGUUUCGCUCGACACUGCCGGAUUCGCCGAUAUAGAUUAUCUAGCCAAUGUGUUUCUGCCUCCUGACAAGGAAAACCUGGAAAUAUACCAGAAAAAGAACGAAGAGGAAAUGGCGAGAAUCAUGGUUCAUCUUGAGGGCAUGAUAACCGAUCAUGGGACCGAAAUCAACCAUAAAUUCCGUGUGACGGAGCACAUGGGCGAGCCAGGAUCGGCCAUCUUGCAAAUGGCCGCGGAGGAGAAUGCGUCCAUGAUUGUCAUGGGGACGCGAGGUAAAGGCUUGGUUAGGAGGACUAUCCUCGGCAGUGUGUCCGAUUAUGUGCUGCAUCAUGCCAAGUUACCUGUUAUCAUCUGCCAUGCGGAUGAGAACUUUGAAAAGGAAUAUGAGAAGGCGAAGAGUUCUUAGGUACUAACAUUUCAUUCAUUUUAAUAUUGGGACAUCGGAUUGGGUGAGAGAGGAGUCAGCACAUAUCUUUGCUAUUGUCCCGACGAAAUACAACGAGCUGUACAUGCAACUAACUGUUGCGGUGGAUUGGUCUCUGUCAAUGCAUAUACAUGUAGAUCUGUAGCAUAAACAACAACGUUACAUAUUGUCAGUGGUAGUGGGGUAAGGAUUGAUGACUCCUCCCAAAAUGUUCAGUAUCUCAACAGUUACCAAAGCUUCGACACUGAAAUUAAAACUAUUCCUGUCCUUCACUGAGGUCAUAUCAUUGGACAUCGGGCCAAAGGUUUUCAUUAGCUGUUCUAUUGUGAAUAAACUCAUAUUCAUGUUGGUUGAA